AUGCGGCCGCCGCUCUUCGGGACCCGCUCUUCUCUGCAGUAUCUGCUGGUCGCCGCCGCGCUUUGCUUGUGCAUUUGGAGGUACUUCUUACUCAAAGGUAAUAGUGGCAUCGACCCAUGCUCUAUAAAUGCCUUAACGCUGGCUCGCUUGAGGAGGGUUUCGGAGUUAGAUUUAGAGAAUAACUCAAAAUGCAGUAGUGUGGUUGAUGGUAAUGUUGAAGAAGUCCCCAACAAGAAGAUAAUUAAGUUUAAUCCUCCAUUAUACAAACAGCGUUACCAAUUCGUUAAAAAUUUAGUGGAGCAACAUCAACCCAAGAAGGUUGCAGACUUGGGGUGUGGUGAUGUUUGCCUCCUAGUGAUAUUAAAAUACCAAAAGUGCAUUGAAGAGCUUGUUGGAGUGGAUAUCAAUGAAAGGAGACUUAAAUGGAAUGGGUCUAAGCUGUCCCCAUGCGUGGGGGAUCAUCUGGAUCCUCGAGAGCUGGAUUUAGUUAUUACCUUGUAUCACGGCUCUGUUUUGGAGAAGGACUGUCGUUUGCUUGGAUUUGAUUUGGUAGCAUGUAUUGAAUUAAUAGAACAUUUUAAUUCAGAAGAUCUGGCGAAGUUUCCUGAAGUCGUAUUUGGGUACAUGUCUCCAGCUAUGAUUGUCAUCAGCACGCCGAACUCUGAUUUCAAUCCCCUGUUUCCAUCUGCAGUCUUCAGAGAUUCAGAUCACAAAUUUGAGUGGAGCAGAAUGCAGUUUCAGACCUGGGCUUCAGACGUUGCCAAUCACUACGGUUACUCUGUGGAGUUUACUGGUGUGGGAGAGCCACCAGCAGGAGCUGAGGAUGUUGGAUGUUGUACCCAGAUAGGGGUCUUCCGGAAAAAAGCAAAGGCAACUGAAUCUGCUGUUUUGGAGCACCAUGGCGAACAUGUUUAUGAAGUUAUUUAUACAACCUCAUACCCAAGUUUACAGCAAAUGAAUUACCGUAAACGUGUAGUGACUCAUCUAGUGUACCGAGAGGUGAACAGAAUGAAAUUGAUAUGUCAAGCGAGUCUGAGACAGCACGAAUUGGAACCUGAGUUCGCAGACCCUGGCAACCCAAUGAGAAAAUUCAUCUUAGACCUUCCAGUUACAGUACUCACAGAGGCAGACAAAGCCAUGGAGAUGACUCCCCAACCCUAUUGUAUUGGAGAUAAGUUUUAUGUGCCCCUGGAGAGAAUCAUUGCUUAUCCCAGGCUGGGGCACAUAUGUGGUAAUGUAGAGAAGCUGAGAGAGUUCCUUGCUGAUGUAGUAGAACUGGACUGCAGUGGUUCUGCAGUGAAGGUUGACUUGCAUGAUUGUGAUGACUACUGA
Molecule: messenger RNA, 1332 nt
Organism: Kogia breviceps (pygmy sperm whale)
Lineage: Eukaryota; Metazoa; Chordata; Mammalia; Artiodactyla; Physeteridae
Source: RefSeq, a predicted model, not a curated record